CGAAGAAGUCCUGGCCAAAGAUGCCGGCAAUAGUGGGUGAGAUGGGUACACAAUCGACGCCAUCUGGUCCAAUACCCUACAAAUAUGUUCAGCAGACAUACAUGCUUUCCAGUCAAGCAAGGAAUUGGCGUUUCAGUGCUCGACAGAUUGCCAAGAUGCGCAAAGAUGGCAAUGAAGCAGCACAAAAGCGAUUAAGGGAAAUAUGGCAACGUGAACGAGAAUUGCCAUUGAUGGGAGGUGAAGAAGAAGAGCCAGAAGCAUCAUCUUCUAGUACACCGAUCGAGUUCUUGGACGUAGAUGAUGAACAAGCUUUGAUUUCUUACUAUUUCACAAGGGUUCGACAAUUGGUAAAAGCGUUCUCUUUGCCGGAAUUGGUUGAAGCAACGACGAUCACGUUUAUCAAACGGUUCUAUCUGCGAAAUACAUGCAUGGACUUUCAUUCAAAGCAUAUUGUGCUUACCUGCUUAUUCUUAGCAGCCAAAGCAGAAAGUCAUGCCAUUCCACUAAGGCAUUUUGCAACGAAACUUGCUGGAAAAGAACAGAAUCCAAAGGUCAUCAACGAAAACAUCAAAACGGUACAAGAUUUAGAGUUUCUAGUUUCACAAAGUUUAGCAUUCGAAUAUACAGUCCAUGGUGCACAUAGAGCUUUGCAUGGAUUCAUGUUGGACUUUCAAACUUUACAGCCUGCUCCUACGACGGAUAUGAUGGCUGCCAUCCUCGCGCCUGCAAGGGCAAACGUUCAACAAUCUAGAUUUACCGAUGCUGAACUGAUUUAUACACCUUCGCAAAUCGCUUUGGCAUGCGUUCAUAGCUCGUGUAGCGAAGGCAAAGAAGCUGUUGAACGAUUCUUAGAGGCAAAGUUUAAGAGGACGAAGGAGAAUUGGCAAAAGGAGAUCGAACAAAGACAAAAGUGGAGAGCGACAGAAAGACAGAAAUUGGAAAAGAGAGGAGUGAAGGAGGAUGCGUUACCACAAGCAGUGAAAGAUGUGGAAGUGCCUUUGGACAGCGAAGAGAGUGGAAGGAUGGAUAGCAAGCAAACGCUGGCUGUACUGGCAGAGAUUGAAGAGAUGAUUUCUUCACACGUUGCUCAAACGAAUGAAAAAGUCAAAGAGGUAGAUAAGAAGCUAAAGAUGUGCUCAAAUCCAGAACGAAUGUCAAACAGUCGAUUAACACGAAAACAUGAAGAGGAUAAAAAGAAUGCCAUCUUGGGCAAACGAGAUGCCAGUCGAACGAAAGUUUCGGGUGAUGAUGCUAAAUUGGCCAAUCCGUUCGUAGAUGAAGAUGACGAUGACGAUGAGAUCGAAAGGGCACCCACUACCAAAAGACAACGAGUAGCAUGAUGUACAGUAUAUAGUAUAGCAUAAUUUAUAAAUGACUGUC
Meira miltonrushii is the source of this 1380-nucleotide messenger RNA. Its product is annotated as cyclin-like protein. Lineage: Eukaryota; Fungi; Basidiomycota; Exobasidiomycetes; Exobasidiales; Brachybasidiaceae. Gene Ontology annotation, molecular function: cyclin-dependent protein serine/threonine kinase regulator activity. The transcript has a single exon. Gene Ontology annotation, biological process: regulation of cyclin-dependent protein serine/threonine kinase activity; regulation of transcription by RNA polymerase II. Gene Ontology annotation, cellular component: nucleus; transcription factor TFIIK complex. The record is from RefSeq and is a predicted model, not a curated record. Bases 21 to 1340 code for a protein of 439 amino acids.